GGGGCGUGGCUGACGAGUAAGUUCCGCUUGCUGGCGAUAGCGAAGUUUCUAGGCAUAUUUAAAGCAGGGAAAUAACUUAUUGAAUAACCGAUUUAUAUAUAUUUUAUAUAUAAUAUAAUAUAAUAAUAUAUAUAUAUAUUAUAUAUAUAUAUAUAUAUAUCAGCGUGAUCGUUCUUACCGCAGUGAAUUUGAAACCUCAAAACAAAAAUGUUACAGCUAGCUUGCUAGCAAGGUUUUAAAAGAUGUCGUCCUGGGAUAUCAGAAAGGUCUACUUGUACAAGUUGCCACCAGUUGUGCUGUGCGACUUCUCCCUUGUUAUGGACAGUAUCUCCGAUGUGGACUGGGACAGAUUCGCGUCUCAAGUGUUGACUGACCAGACUGACAGGCGUCUGGCCGAGAGGAGAGAGAGACGGACAGACUGGGUGAUGAAUCACUGGGCUCAAAGGAAUGGAACAGUAGGAGAACUACUGAACAUACUGGACAAGCUGCAGCUGUUAAGAGCUAGAGAUAUCAUCUUGAACUGGAAGCCCAGUGUACUACGGCCCUCUUCCACUCCACUUGCUGCUCCGUCGCAGGUUAAACUGGAGCCUCUUGUUCCUCCAUCUCAUCUCUUCAACCCACCUCCUAAAGUCCAUCCUACCAACACUCUGACCACUAAGGCUUACUCUCCACCUGAACUGAGGUCUCUGCCCAAACCUGGCCCUCCACCCUCAGGGCUGAAAUCACAGGACCACAGAGGGGCGUUUGUAGACCAACAGUGGUCCAUCUCCAGAGGUCCCCUGCUGUCCAGUGCCAUGUGUUGGCCGUUUGAGGAAGUCCAGAGAGGAACAGAGGACUUCUCCCAUGCCAAGCAGAUAGGAGAGGGGGGGUUUGGACAUGUAUACCGGGCUACCAUGAGGAGCACCGACUUCGCUGUCAAGAAACUGAAGGAGAACUCUCCACUAGACUGGAGUGUAGUGAAGGAGAGCUUCAAGACCGAGGUGGAAAAGCUCUCACAAUACAGACAUCCCAAUAUUGUAGACUUUGUGGGCUACUGUGUUGGACAAGGAACCUACUGUCUGCUCUAUGUCUUCAUGCCCAACGGUUCUCUGGAAGACCAGCUGCACAACCAGGCCAGUGCUGCCCUCUUCUGGCCACAGCGUGUCAGUGUGUUGCUGGGCACAGCCAGAGCCAUUCAGUUCCUCCACUCCUCCUCUCCGCAGCUCAUACAUGGAGACAUCAAGAGCUCUAACAUCCUACUAGACGAGCACAUGGAGCCUAAGCUGGGGGACUUUGGCCUGGCCCGGUUCUGCUGUAGCCCCAGCAGUAGGUCCGCUGGUAGAACCACCACGGUAGCCUAUACCAAGACAGUGAGGGGAACACAGGCGUACUUACCCGACGAAUACCUCAAAACAGGCGCGUUGGGAGUAGCCAUUGACAUCUUCAGCUUUGGAGUGGUGCUGCUGGAGGCUCUGACUGGUCGUAGAGCUUUAGAUGUGGACCACAGCCAAUCCAAAGCUGUCUACCUGAAAGACCUGGUGAAGGAGGCUGAAGACGACGGAGGUCAUCAGGUCAGAGGGAGGUCAAAGAGGACUUCAGAAAAAGUGACCCAGGAACAGUCUAGUAUUCCUCCAGCCGCUACACAUAUCUGGCAGAAGCACCUGGACCCCAGACUGAUGGUGACAGCUCUUUCUAGCUCAUCCAGGGUUUGUAUGGCAGGUCCGGGCUCCUCUUCUCCAGCCCCACACGGCUCCCUGGAUCUGACGACUCUGGCCUGUCGCUGUCUGGAGGCCCGUGGGAAGAAAAGGCCCCCCAUGACCGAGGUGUUCCAGGCGCUUCAAGACAUCCAUACCAGUUUGAAGGCCUCAGACAAAGCCGUAUCCUCCUCUUCUUCUGCUUCUCAACAGUCCUUCCCCAAACCUCCUCAAUCAUCCAUAGACUCAUGCAUAGACUGCCUAACAGACGUUCUGUCAAAAGUGGGUCCACUGGAAGACACGUACCACUGCCCUCCACACCCCUACUCAAUCUCGCCUCACCCGUCCUCGGUCCUCCCUCCUUCCUCCUCCUCCUCGUCCUCCUCCUUCCUUGGUCCAUGUGAAUCAGAUGAGAGCCAAGGUUAUUCCCAGUACUGUGCUCCUCCUUCUCAGCUCCCCCAUAGUGACACCCGAUCAGACCCCCAGACCUCCAUGCCGUGUGGUUGGUCUUCACCAGCCAGACAGUUACGCUCCAGGUCCCCGUGCUCAGCGUCAGGCUUGCCCUGCCAUGGACUAGUUGUAAAUACGUGCAAAGAGCGUUUCCUUCACAAGAUGGCGCUCUAUGACGAAGGCAGAAUACAGACCGGCGAGCUUUUUUCCUCAGAUAUUUAUGCUGAGAUGAACCCACAAUGCCGAGGACCAGAAGAGAGUGAUGAGCUUGAUUAUCUUUCCAGUGAGGCCAGUGAGAGUCAAGCCAACACGCCCAGACAGACCAACGCUCACAACUAACAACCCAGCCUACCAUUACACACUGCAGUACCUAAACAAACGAAGCCAUGUGGGUGCGAUCUGCGUCUCAUACAUUGGCCAACAGUCAAUAUUGGCUGUUAUGCAAGUUCAGUUUGGGAAGAGCAAAGCAAAUGUUGACUUAUAAAAAAAAAAAGCAGGAUUGGAGUAUGUUCCAUUUUUAUUUUAAAAAACUGAAGCAUUUUGAUAUCGUGAAAUGUAAUCAAAUCCAACAAUUUCUUUCACACAUCACUAGUUAUGGUUACAAUUUGUACAAUGUAUCUUUUAGAUAAUUCAGACAACUGUAUGAUUUGUAUUUGUACAAUAUGAAUGUCAACGUUUUCAUUAAAUAAACUUGAACUGGACUGAC
Oncorhynchus tshawytscha (Chinook salmon) is the source of this 2829-nucleotide messenger RNA. RefSeq names its product interleukin-1 receptor-associated kinase 1 (gene irak1). Gene Ontology annotation, biological process: signal transduction; protein phosphorylation. The transcript is spliced from 14 exons. The coding region runs from base 243 to 2462 and encodes 739 amino acids. Gene Ontology annotation, cellular component: plasma membrane. Gene Ontology annotation, molecular function: ATP binding; protein kinase activity; protein binding. The record is from RefSeq and is a predicted model, not a curated record. Lineage: Eukaryota; Metazoa; Chordata; Actinopteri; Salmoniformes; Salmonidae.